AUAACGCUGCUGCUCUUCACGGAUUUCGGCUUUGGUGGUUUUAUUUAUUUAUUUAUUUAUUUAUUUAUUUGAAAUCUCUCCCUCCGUGGAUGGAAGCGGCGCGCCACGCGCUGAACGAAGCUGGAUUUUCACCAGACUCUCUCCACCCUUCACUUGUUUGCGUAAAUCACCUCAUCAGAGCUCUGAGAUCUAUUUAAUUAUUUGCAACAAUGUUUCCCUAAAUGCGCGUGAGAGGUUAACGCCGACAAGCCGCGUGCGUUAGUCGUCCAGCAGGAGAGGGGGAAAGAGGGGAAAGUUGUGCGCGCAAACUUUUGGAGACGGUCGGGAUGGCGAUGGUGGCGUGGAGAAACUCCGAGGGGCUGGUGGGGGACACCCAGGGGACACUGGCCUCCCCGGUGUCCCAGGUGGCACCUCUGUCUCUGUCCGGAGAGCUGGCGGGACACAUGAACCCGGCGCCCUCUCUGGAAAUACCCCUGACAGGAGGAGGAGGAGGAGGAGGAGGAGCGGCACCGCAGCCCAAUCCGUCCGGCUCCUCGGCCACGACCACCUCCAACAACAACAACAGCACCUCCUCUUCCUCCUCAUCCUCCUCGUCCUCGUCCAUGGACAAACAGCAAGGCCAGCAAAUCGAGUGCAUCGUGUGCGGGGACAAAUCCAGCGGGAAGCACUACGGACAGUUCACGUGCGAGGGAUGUAAGAGUUUCUUCAAGCGCAGCGUCAGGAGGAACCUGUCCUACACCUGCCGGGCCAACCGGACCUGUCCCGUGGACCAGCACCACCGCAACCAGUGCCAGUACUGCCGCCUGAAGAAAUGCCUCAAAGUCGGCAUGAGGAGGGAAGCGGUGCAGAGGGGCCGCAUGGCCCCGCAGUCCUACCACGGACAGUUCGCCCUGACCAGCGGAGACCCGCUGCAGUGUCACUCCUACCUGUCCGGGUACAUCUCCCUGCUGCUGCGGGCCGAGCCCUACCCGACCUCCCGCUUCGGCUCUCAGUGCCUGCAGAGCAACAACAUCAUGGGCAUCGAGAACAUCUGCGAGCUGGCGGCCCGGAUGCUCUUCAGCGCCGUGGAGUGGGCCCGGAACAUCCCGUUCUUCCCGGACCUGCAGGUCCCGGACCAGGUGGCCCUGCUGCGCCUCACCUGGAGCGAACUGUUCGUCCUGAACGCGGCCCAGUGCUCCAUGCCGGUGCACGUGGCCCCGCUGCUGGCCGCCGCGGGACUGCACGCGUCUCCGAUGUCCGCGGACCGCGUGGUGGCCUUCAUGGACCACAUCCGGGUCUUCCAGGAGCAGGUGGAGAAGCUGAAGGUGCUGCAGGUGGACUCUGCGGAGUACAGCUGCAUCAAGGCCAUUGUGCUCUUCACCACAGACGCCUGCGGUCUGUCGGACGUGGCCCAUGUGGAAAGCCUCCAGGAGAAGUCCCAGUGCGCUUUGGAGGAGUACGUCAGGAGUCAGUACCCCAACCAGCUCAACAGGUUCGGGAAGCUGCUGCUUCGCCUGCCUUCUCUCCGCACCGUCUCCUCGUCCGUCAUAGAGCAGCUAUUCUUCGUGCGUCUGGUGGGUAAAACGCCCAUCGAGACUCUGAUACGGGACAUGCUGCUGUCGGGGAGCAGCUUCAGCUGGCCUUACAUGUCCAUUCAGUAAACCAAGCCCCAGCGCUGAGUUACCCAACAGGUCCCACAUCUUGACUCAAAGCUUCUUCUUUUUUUAUCCUUAAUCUGAUCGAGGCAUGUUCAGACACUGGAAUGAGAUUAUUAAAAGAUUUUUUUUAAGUCCUGUAAUUCUACUUUCUUGAUAUCAGUGGAGUGAUCUGCCUCCUCCAAGAAAGUUCAGAAACCGAUGACCCUGAGCCUGCAGAGGUAAACAAAACAUUUUAUCAAAUAAACAACAAUUUUUCUUUCAUGGUGAUGACCUCACAGUCUAUGGACAGUUUAUGGGGUUUGAAAUAAACAGUAUUUAUUGGACCUGUGUGUAUAUUUAUCGUGUUUGUAAUUUAUGUUUUUUACAGUUUUACGUAUUUUUCCACCCUUCUUGAUGAGAAAACUGCAGGGAGCCUCUUGUGUUGAUCUGUUUUCUUUUGUUCUGUUUCUGUGUUCUUGUUGUUUUCAUAUGUUCCACCCCACAAAAAACGGCACUUUGGACUAAAUAAACCUUUCUGAAUUAUUUACCACGAGCUGUCUGAAACAAGGAACACCGUCUGACGAGCAGAGGAAGGUUCAGUAUCAACGCCUACUCGGAGAUGUUUUCAUUUCUGAUUAUAAUGUUUCUUCUCAACAAACAACAAAAUGACAGAGUUAAAAAAAAUGACCUCUCUGCUGAAAUGUUUAAUGGAACACCUUUGAACCAUUAAAACAGUUUUCCUUCA
Molecule: messenger RNA, 2361 nt
Organism: Nematolebias whitei (Rio pearlfish)
Lineage: Eukaryota; Metazoa; Chordata; Actinopteri; Cyprinodontiformes; Rivulidae
Product: COUP transcription factor 2
Exons: 3
Coding region: 327-1640 (437 amino acids)
Biological process (GO): cell differentiation; negative regulation of transcription by RNA polymerase II; anatomical structure development
Molecular function (GO): RNA polymerase II cis-regulatory region sequence-specific DNA binding; nuclear receptor activity; zinc ion binding
Source: RefSeq, a predicted model, not a curated record